Molecule: messenger RNA, 723 nt
Organism: Hirsutella rhossiliensis
Lineage: Eukaryota; Fungi; Ascomycota; Sordariomycetes; Hypocreales; Ophiocordycipitaceae
Exons: 1
Coding region: 1-723 (240 amino acids)
Source: RefSeq, a predicted model, not a curated record
AUGCCGCCUCCGCAGCAGCAGCAGCAGCAGCAGCAGCAGCAGCAGCCGCCAAGCCUGUCGCUCUCCACGUCCAACCCGUCGCCCGCCCACCCGGACGAGCCCAUCCCCCCUCCCCCCGUCUCUCCCCUCACGCCCACCCUCCCCCCGGCCCGCCUCCCAGACGCGACGCCCCAGCAGCCGCUCCCCUCGCCCCUCGCCCGGCCCUUCUUGACGCACUCGUCCCAGCCCGACGCCGUCGCUGCCGUCGCGCCCCCGCCGCCCACCCUCAUCGACUUCGACUCCAACCCGGACGCCAUAGCCCUCCGCUCCGCCAUCUCCGUCCUGCAGGUCCAGAAGAAGCGCGCCGUCGCCGACGUUCAGGCCCUCGGCAAGGCCAGGGAUGCCGCCCUCGACGACCCCGACGCCUUUGUGCGCGACCUAGCCGCCGGCAAAGUGAAUGCGCCGGGCGAGGCACCCAAGGAAUGGUCCUCUCUCCCGCAGCCCCAAGACGUUGUCCGCUGCCCGCCCAUCAACUGGGCCCAGUAUGCCGUCGUCGGCUCCUCUCUCGACAAGCUCCACGCCGACCAAGUCUCCCACCCGACACAGGGCACUCCGGCCUCCAUCGCCGCAAACGGCACCUACGAGUUCAAGGGCGACGGCAAGCGGGACAAGUAUCCCGGCGUCGCGGCGCCCUAUGCACCGACCAAGGACCGCAUCGAACGGAAACCCAGGGGCAAGAAGUGA